UUGAGUGCGUGCACGCACGAUAUAGCAAAACGACAGUGAUAACACCGUUGCAAUUAUUGUUGUUGUUAUACUUAUUAGUUAUUACCAUAUACCGCGCACAGGUUGCGGCCGCGGAUCGCACGUGCGCCGCGCCGAAAUAAUAUUAUUAUCAUCGACGGCCACGCUCGUCUGGAAACUAUUUAGUGCAGUAAGCGCGCGUGCGCUUUCGCGUCCCACGUGUCUGCACGCGGCUCGCGCGACACGAUCACAACACUAUUGACCUUUGCCCGUUCACCGGCCCCUCCAUUUCUCGCGCACGCGGCGCCUCCCCCGCAGCAGCAGCAGCAGUGGCACUACGAAGCGUUUUGAAUACGACUGCGACGCGUCAGUAAAGCGCGCGCGUGGUGCGUGUACAGCGACAGUGCGAUAUACGUCUCGUCGGCACCCAACGUUCGUCAAGCGGUUUUACGAUUUAUGUAGUUGCGUUAUAGUCGAUAUUAAUUGUAUAAUUUAUUGUUGUUGUAAUUAAAAACGAUUAAUUAAAGUCAUCAUAAUUCGUAAUACCGACGGCGUCACCGGUCCAUUUUAUUGUAUUUUCCCCGAACACGGUUGCGCGCGAUUGUCCCGGCCGUAUUAAAGUCGCCCAAUAAGGAACACACGGCUGCAGAGUGCUGGCGUUCACGUUCUUCCACUUACUACAAAAAUAUUAUACAUAUUAUUUAAUAUUAUAAUAUUAUUUGGUAAGCUGUCGUCUCUGCUUCGGAUCGGACCAGCGGGUAGAUAAAUAUCUGCGAUGAGAGUGGGCCGAAGAUAUUUUGAACUCAUGGUUUCUGUGAUCAAUCCAUCGUCGGAUCUAUAUCAUCACAGUCCCUUAGCACCUUUAGCGUCAUUCGACUCACCCGGUUCUGGGAUCGAAUCGUCCAGUACACAAUCGGAAAAAAAUUGUCAGUUCAAAGACUUCAUAUUAAACGAUAAAUGGAGACGUAUAUUUGAUAAAUAUGACCCUGAAGGUUUUGGGGAAAUUCCGUGGAACGAUUUCUUGAUGUUAUUAAAUUCGUCGGAUUUCGUGAAAUCUAUAUCUCAGGAGAAACGUGAUAUCCUCCUUGAACGGGCUCGCCAAUCAAACACGUCUGCUAUAACUUUUCAAGAUUUCGUCAAUAUCAUGUCCGGCAAAAGGAGGCGGAGUUUUAAAUGUGCCAUUCAUCACAGGGACAAAGAAGUUAACAGCGAAAACGAUUUUCAUAUUAUAUUCCAAGAACCAACGUUACACCAAAAAAUGGUACGUCUAGUGGCAGAGGAGUUCUUGACGGACGAAAGAGAUCGGAAAUAUUAUGCAGACAAUUAUCGGUGUUGCCCACCGCCACUCUUUAUACUACUCAUUACAAUUUUUGAGUUGGGAACCUACCUAUAUUACUACUCUCUAACUUUGGGUUCUACACCUGCUCCCGGUGACAUAUGGGCAUCAGUCGCCGCUCCUGUGCCAAUGGACAGCGUGUUCAUAUAUAGACCUGACAAACGACAACAAUUGUGGAGAUUUAUGUUGUACAUGUUCUUGCAUGUUGGUUGGGUCCAUCUGAUAUUCAAUUUGACUGUCCAAUUGCUUGUGGGUCUUCCAUUAGAAAUGGUGCACGGUUCACUCCGAAUAGGGGUUGUGUACAUGGCUGGUGUGUUAGCAGGUUCCUUGGGUACGUCGGUAUUUGAUAGUAACGUGUAUCUGGUUGGUGCUUCGGGUGGAGUGUAUGCUCUAUUGGCUGCUCAUUUAGCUAACGUUAUGUUGAAUUACAACAACAUGGAAUUCGGGGCCAGCGUAGACGUCGGAUUCGCCGUGUACUGCCGUUACGCCUUCGAACCAUCGUCGAACGCUCCUCCCGUCAGCUACGUUGCUCACAUAGCCGGUGCGCUGGCCGGUCUCACCAUCGGUCUGCUGGUGUUGAAAAACUUCGAGCAAAAGCUCCACGAGCAGCUAAUAUGGUGGUUUGCGCUCGGAGUGUACGCAAUUUGUACACUGUUUGCGGUCGUGUACAACGUGAGCCAUCCCUGUUGAGGAGACCGUUCGAUCUACACAUUGUCUACCAACAUGCCUAGAUGUUUGCGCCAUACGAGCGUUUCUGUUUCAAAGUCCGAAAUAGUUGGUUGGGGAGGAGAUGGACACUGUUACAAUAAAUUAUUAUUAUAAUAAAUUUAGUUUUUUCGCUAUAAUACAAAUGUAAUUUUAAAUUUUGCAUACAUAGAGUAUGAACAUUAAAAAUAAAAACACAGACAUUUAAAUUGUAACUGUAAAUAAUUAUUUUAAUUCAAACAUUUUUUUAAUGCUUUAUUACAUUCACUGCCAGUUCUAAUUUAAUCGGUGGUUAGUUUUGAGUUUAAGUUCCAAAAAUACAUCCUGAAGUUUGGUGAGUACAAAUAGGCUGUGAUGUUUAUUUUUCAAACAGACAAACAUUUUCCUUAACUAUAGUUCCUCUGUACCACAUAAAACAAAAUUGCUCAACUGUGUAAAUUUACUAGGCAGUUAGUAUAUUAGCACAAAAUAAUACAGCAAAUAAUUGUAUUGUUCGCAUUAAAAAAACGAUGUUUGUAGUUGUAAAAAUAAAAUGUAAACAUUUUAGAUUGUAAAUAAGAAAAAUAUUGAUUCUUGUCAUAACACAAAUCUAGUCAUAAUUAUAUCUAUUUGUACUAUAUUAUAUUAUAUAAUAUAUGUUUAAAAUAAUUAUUUAGAUAAUGCUUUAUGUUUAAUGUAUAAUUUUAUGUUACAAAUUUUUAAUAAAAAUAUCGAACUAAAUGUUUGACUUUACGAUUGCAUGUGUCUGUAUAAGUUAUAGUUUGUGUAAUAUUUAAAGUUAUUUAUUUGUUUAUUUUUAAUAGAGUAAAACAAUAAACACAGUAUUUAUAAC
Messenger RNA from Acyrthosiphon pisum (pea aphid), 2870 nucleotides. RefSeq names its product rhomboid-related protein 2. Gene Ontology annotation, cellular component: membrane. NCBI's taxonomy places the organism in Eukaryota, Metazoa, Arthropoda, Insecta, Hemiptera, Aphididae. Gene Ontology annotation, molecular function: serine-type endopeptidase activity. The record is from RefSeq and is a predicted model, not a curated record.